AUGGCUUCCACACAAGGUGUCAAUGUUCUGCGCUAUUCGGCUCUCGUAGCCGGUCUCGUCUACGGUGUCUACCACCAGUCCUCGAUCACAUCCACUGCUAAGCGUGCGGAGGCCGACCGUGAAUACGCUCGCCAGGAGCGCCUGAUCGAGCAGGCCAAGGCGGAGUGGAAGAAGAAGACGGCACCCCAGGACUCCAAGACCAGCGGAGUCAUCACGGAUCCCGAGGACAGCCGAUUCGACCUGGAAGCCUUCCUGAAGUUGAAGGCCGGAGAGAACUAG
Aspergillus melleus is the source of this 279-nucleotide messenger RNA. RefSeq names its product ATP synthase subunit e (gene TIM11). Lineage: Eukaryota; Fungi; Ascomycota; Eurotiomycetes; Eurotiales; Aspergillaceae. The transcript is spliced from 3 exons. Gene Ontology annotation, biological process: proton motive force-driven ATP synthesis. Bases 1 to 279 code for a protein of 92 amino acids. Gene Ontology annotation, molecular function: proton transmembrane transporter activity. The record is from RefSeq and is a predicted model, not a curated record.